UGCUGUCUGGCUCAGUGAGGCCGAAUGUAGCUUCCUGACCUGACUUUCUGCACCUGUUUCAAACUGCUUUUCAGACAGUUUUAUUUUAGAGGUGAACAUGUGUGGACUAGUUUCAGCAGAGUUACCACAUCUUACUGCUGACAAUUUUGUACACACUCUGGCCACUGAUGAUGUAUUAGCUCACUUCUUCAAUGAUUUCUUAAGUCUGCCGUCUUUUCCUGAGGCUGUGCUGUACAACCAGGAGACGCGUCUGUUUGAGCUGGUGAGCGGCGCAGCUGAGUUUAUCUCCAGAAGAAUCAUAACCGUUCUACACCACAGCAAAUCCCAGCUUCUGACUGGUGACCCCUCUGUGCUGACCAGAACUCCUCCUCUGGACAACCACUUCACUGUCUCUUGUCUGGACAGAAAACAAGGAAUCCAGUGGAUCAUGGAGGAAAGAUUGCCACUUUUCCUUCAGAGUGAUUGCUACAUUGAAUACAGACUGGCCAAGUUGUUGUGUCAGUGGGACCCAAACAUCUAUAUCCAGAGAAGGAGGAGCAGCUCACGUUCUCUAGAGAACAUUUCAUCCAAACAAGGGUCAAUGACAAAGUACAACUUGACGUAUCUACCUUCUGACCAGAAGGAACGCAUCAAUACAAAAUGCAAGGAAUCAUCCGGAUGCUUCUCCAGCUGUUCUGAGCCAGAGAACCCAUGUACCUUUCCCGCUUUGUUCUCAUCAUGUUCCUCCUCCUCUAACCUUAAAUGUAAUAAAACCCAGGAACCCCAGAGCACACAAAUAGAGCUGCACCUCUGCUCAGAGAUGCAAUAUCUCAAAGAAUCCAGGGGCCAGAGUUUUGAGUCUGUUGAGGCACAGCUGGAGGGCCUGGCUGCCAAAAUAGUUAAACAAGUGCUUAACAAUGCCCUGAGCGUUAUGACUGAUGAGAGCCAGGGAAACAUUUCUGACUGUUUCAACAUGUCAGCAGAGCAGACAAACUGCACCAGCAAGGAGGAGAAAUUGUGUGAAUGUGUUUGCCAACAUUCAGCUAAUGGAGGCAGAGAGCCACUGGAGGGGAUACAAGCGAAAGUUCAAGAAGACAAGAUGGGGAAUGCAGUGGAGGAGAAGACAGAAUGGGAUAAGAGGAAUAGGGAGGUGGGGAGUUGGGACAAAGGCCGAGGAAAUGUCUGUGAUAUUGGUUGCCAUGUUAACUGUUGUCUGGACAACAGACCUGGCUUGGAUGAGUUCAUGGAGUUUUUGCGAGGAACGCCUGGAGAGAAACUGAUUAAUCUCUGGAUGGACAUAGAAAAACUGAAUCCUGUACAGCCAGAGCGGAAGAACAGACACUUGGUCCUGAUGAGGGGCCGGUAUCUGCUGAGCAGCAGUCACAGCAGUCUGAACACAGAGCUGCUCUCCACACUGGGACUGACCACCUCCACCUGCUGGACAGAAGAGAAACUGUGUUCAGUUCAGCCCUGCCUCAUUGAUGCUCUGCUCUACUACUGGGCUCCACGGUUCUGGAAGUCUCAGUUUGCUCAGGAGGACCAUGAUGACAGCUCCAAUAAGAGGCUGUGGACAGGGUGGGGGAGCAGGCCUCUGUCAGGCAGACAGCCUCACCGUGACUUGUUGACUCUGCCUCUCCUCGUCCCUGACAGCUCCUUGUCCCGACCCCCCAUCACUUCAUAUUGUAGCAGAAGUCAAUUACUGGGAAGCAGAAGAAUGGAGACCAUGUUACAGGCUCUCUGUGUCGACUCACGCGCCGGCUUGUUCUUCACACACUUCUGUGUUCAAACUGGAAACCAGCUGUGGGAGAAUGCAGUUUACUUCUGGACCGACCUACAGCACUACCAGGAACUGUUUUACCAGGAGGGUCUGGAUCCCUACAGAGUACAGAGGGAGGCACAGCUCCUAUACUCCACAUAUCUGUCCGCCUCUGCCAGGAGGAGCAUUGGCGUGGAUAAGGAGGUCAGAAAGAAGGUGUACGACCGACUAAUGCCGGCUUUUGAGGAGCUGUUUGACGAGGUGGAGGAGAAUACACUGAACAUCCUGCUGCAGCCAUGGACACUGCUGCUCAGCAGGGACAAAGAGUCCUUCAAGAAGGUGCAUGUGCAGGAGGAGGUACACAGGGUUGACAGUGAGGAGUACAGGGAACUCCAGAGUGUGUUUGAGGAGUCAGAGCGUCGACUGAAAGAGGUCGAGUUAGCCACACACUCAUGGAAUGUUGCAUUCCACUCUUGGUCCAGAGUGUCUCCAAAUUACCAAGGUUACCGUCUGGGUUCCUUACUCCGUCAGCACCAUGAGAUUGGACACUUCAUGUCUUUCCUUCAGAAUCAGGAUGCCAGUAUUCAUCUGACAUGUUGGCUGGAUUUGGAGCAGUACAGGAGGACUCCUCAGAAAGACAAGGCUGUCAAACAAGAGAGGUCCUCUCACAUUGCAACCAAAUACCUCAACAGGAAGUAUUUCUUUGGCCCUGAAAGCCCUGCCUCCACAGAACAACAGAAUGACAUAUUGUACCUGGCUGGUGGGCUGGAGCGUCUGAAGCUGGAGUGUCUCUCAAACCGGGUUGUUGUGGAGAUCCAGGACAUCAUCAGGAAUCACAUAGAGAAAACAUGGCUGCCUCAGUUUUUGUCCACCGCAGAGUUUACAGAGCGACAGAAACACAGACCACAGCACCAAGCAGCAGGCAGGCUCUCACAGCACGUCCACCACCGACGCGGAUCCAGGAGAAAAUCCUGGAAGGCCAGCAGCUCAUGGAUGAGUUCCUCCAAAGAGAUUCUCCUGUUUCGACAGAUCUUACUCAACCCUGUCACUUGUACGCAGUUCCAGCACUUUGUCUCCCUGAAGGGAGACUUCCUGGAGAAUGACAUGCUCUUUUGGCUCGAGGUCCAGAGGUAUAAGGACCUUUGUCACUCUCACAGCGAUGAGGCCACCAUCCAGCAGAAGAUCUCCACCAUCAUCAACUGUUUCAUCAACUCGUCCAUGCCCCCCACCUUGCAGAUAGAUAUCCCUCCUGAACAGGCCCAGCACAUUCUGGAGAAACGACACGAGCUUGGCCCUUACAUCUUCAGAGAAGCACAGAUGUCAGUGUUCAGCGAAUUGCUGAAGUUUUGGCCCGAAUUUCAAGAUCUGUGCAGCAGCGUCGAAGAGGAGCAACUUCUUCCUCUACUGCAGGACAAACGAGUCAAACACAGAGCCAGAGUGCGAAGACAGAGGAGGAAAGUGGAAGAGGAUGAAGAGGAGGAUGAGAGGAGUAGAGCUCAGGAAGAGUGGGAGACACAAGAAUCAAGUUUUAAAGAAGCAGAAGACAUGGACAGUGACACAGAUGAUACAGAGGAACCGGAGAGAAGAAGCGGUAGAAGUGGACAAAGGGAGCGGAGGACACAGAGCAGAGUGCUGUCGUCGGCCACUCAGCCGCUGUCGUGGUCCUACUCCAAAUACAUGGCAGCUCUGAAGAGAGAGGAGGUGCUGCUGAGGAGGAAGAGUCAGCUGGGAGCCUCAUUUGCCACAGCCUCAGACUCCUCCUGCUGCAGCGUCAGGUCAGCAGACAGUCAGCUCAGCCACAGACGGUCACACCGCUCCUCCAGAGCAGAGAGUACAAAGUGUAAUAGAUAUAACAGUAAGUGAAUGGUGCUUCUUCAAUGGCUUCACACAACAUUCUGCCUCCAAACCAAAGGUCCCUCUCAUGUUGACUGCAGGAGGUGUGAGCAAUGAAACCAAAGUAUAAGAAUGGACUCCGGCACAGACCGAGGCUGUUAUCGGAGCAUAAUGAGUGAAAACUGAGCUCCUACUGGAAAUGUGAGGUUGGGUUUACACAUGAUGUAAGAAUGUUUCAAAGCUAGUGUAACAAACACCCACUAACCCUUUAACCUCUGUUUCACGAUGUCUGAUGGAAAACUAUACUGGCACAAAUAUUUAGGUUCAUUCAAUAAUAGAAUCACACUUCAUAUUAUGUUU
Messenger RNA from Hippoglossus stenolepis (Pacific halibut), 3928 nucleotides. Its product is annotated as regulator of G-protein signaling 22. NCBI's taxonomy places the organism in Eukaryota, Metazoa, Chordata, Actinopteri, Pleuronectiformes, Pleuronectidae. Gene Ontology annotation, biological process: regulation of signal transduction. Gene Ontology annotation, molecular function: G-protein alpha-subunit binding. The coding region runs from base 98 to 3598 and encodes 1166 amino acids. The record is from RefSeq and is a predicted model, not a curated record. The transcript is spliced from 24 exons.